Molecule: messenger RNA, 339 nt
Organism: Staurois parvus
Lineage: Eukaryota; Metazoa; Chordata; Amphibia; Anura; Ranidae
Source: the annotation of a GenBank genome assembly
UGACAAAAUGGAACCCACCAGCAGUGUGAGGAGACCUGAAAGUGGCACAUGGCAGAGUGUGGCGAUGAGACAGCAGCAAUGGGAGGCCGUACAGGGACCCAUAACACACUCUGGACCUGGCAGCAGCAUGAGGAGGCGGUACAGGGGCCCAUGACAGAUUACGGGCCUGGCAGCAGCAGAUGAGGAGUCGGUACGGGGGGCCAGCUCCCUAUCACAAAAUGGUACCCACCAACAGUGUAUGGAGAUGAAAGUGGCACAGGGCAGGUCUGGCGAUGAGUCAGCAGCAAUGGGAGGCCGUACAGGGACCCAUGACACACCUUGGAACUGGCAGCAGCAUGA